CUGAGAAAGCACUGUCUUCUGCUGCCCCCCGACUGAAAAUGUUGUACCAGCCUUACCGAUGCAGAGACCAAGCCAUCACCGUGUACCUCCUCCUCAUCCUCACCUGUACGCUGCAUAUAACCAGACGCCAACCCCACGGCGGUUCUUCCAUAGAGCUUCAUCAGUAUCUAUCUCCAAAACUCUCCGUGGUCAGGGAAAAGACUAGUGCUAGCGAGAUGCCUGGCCGCAACUUGGGCGCUGCAGGAGCAAAGGAGGGGGAGCAUGCCAGGCCGCCCAAGAUCGACGUGCAGACGCUCUACGUACUGUACAUGGUGCUUUUCAUGAUGAUCUGGAUGUCCUUGUUUCGGUUUCGGUAUCCGCAGCACGCCGAGUUCCUCCGCUACAACCCGGCCGUGGAAGCCCUGGCCGCCUGCUUCUUCUUCACGUUCGUCACCGUCAUGCUGCAGGCGCUGCUCGCCAACGCGCUGUCGGAGAAGCCCGCCCCGUCGCCGCUUCCGCCUCCCGUGAACCAGUGGAUCAUGGGCAUCUCGGUGUGGAUGUUCGGGGUCCUCUACUACCUGGUCUACGCCUCCAUGAGCGACGGGUAUGCGGCGGAGCCGGGGUACUCGGGCCUGAUCAUCGCCGGGGUCGCGAGUGUUGUGAGCCUCGCCAUGACCGUCUACAACAUCCGGCAGCGCCCUGUCUUUGCUUAGCUGCGGAUUAUUGAGCAUCUUGGAACCUCAAGAGUGGCGACCUGAAGAAGGGUCAGACUUGCCCUUGCCUAUGGCAGUUUAAUGUUGCUAUUAUCUGUCUUCUGUUGGAUGUGUUAUGAGUAUGUUGUUGGUUACCAAGGUUCUAUAUCUACUAUCUGAACUCAGCAAGGAUUUGGCUUCAUUUGGGGGAUAGGAUUAAUCUAUGUCAGUACCUGGGAUGUUUCGUGAUGAACUACUUCUUUAGGUAAUGUUUCAUGAAAAAUUUCUUGAUUGGGGUUUGAUUUCUUUCCUUGCGUGUUUGCGUUGCAAGCCCAGGUGGUCACUGGAGGAUCCUUGGUUCUUGUUAAUGGGGAUGUGAUCUUCUCCUUUCGGUAACUCUCUGUGAUAGCGAUCGGUUUUGUUAUUUAGUCAAAGAAAUUUCAGACUGACUGCUAUA
Molecule: messenger RNA, 1128 nt
Organism: Triticum aestivum (bread wheat)
Lineage: Eukaryota; Viridiplantae; Streptophyta; Magnoliopsida; Poales; Poaceae
Exons: 4
Coding region: 39-692 (217 amino acids)
Source: RefSeq, a predicted model, not a curated record